GAGCUCCAGCACAAACUCGAUGCCGCUAACCAAUCCAGACUCGCGGCAAUUGAAACCACACAACUCUCCAACAAUUUGGCUCGAGACCUCAAAGAUGAUACUUCUGCUGCUGCUGCUGCUGCCCGUGCUAGUUCUACUGCUAGUCCCCACGACUUCAAACAUAAUCUCGAUCAUGUCAGACAAAACUACAAGCUUUCUUCCUUAGACUUGAUUGCAGCUAAACAACAGCUCACUCAAAUUAAAGAAAACUUUGAUGCUGCCUCCCUUAAAAAGUUUGCUGCUUUUAAGAAAAUGACCGAUGCCCAACAGCAAAAAGAGGCUAAUUUCCAAAGACUAAAGAAGCUCACCAAUCAACUUGAAACUGUCAAGGAAGCUCUCAAUCAAGUCAAGCUUGCCUCUUUACAGACCAGAGAAGAGCACGCUAGAGCCGUCUUAGAGAAAGAAUGCGAGCUCAACUAUUUGAAACAGACCAAGAAGGAAAAGGAUAACAAACUACUCGCUCUAAGAGAAGAAGCUCAUCAUCUACAAAGAGAUGGUGGUGGUGGGAUUGAUGAAGAAGAAGACCUCAAGGCAGCCCUUCGAGAAACAACCCAAGGGAUUGUGGUUCUUCAGGAGCAGCUGAAGAACGCUGGACAAACGGAUUUGGAAUCUUUGAGAAUGAAGAAACUGUUGCAAGGACUGGAAGAGGAAGAGGAUUCAAUUCGGAGCUUAGUAAACUCUUUGAAAGAAGAACUUAACGGUCUUGUGCAUGAGAGUUCCGAAUUCAAGAACAAGGCUGAAGAAUCUGAAUCAAUUGCAGAGAGCAUGAGAGCGGAAUUGGAGCGAACCAAAGCUCAUCUAGAGGCUGCUCUGGCCACAGAAACAAUAAUCGACGAGGAUUCCACUAGUCGAGAAACGCGCUACAGCAUUCAACGGCUGUUACAAGAAGCAGAAAUCGCAAGACAAGAAGCCGAAGAAACUAUUCGAAAUGCCAAACAAUUGAAUCGAGAGGCGGAAAAUGGGAGGAUUGUAACCAAGGAAAUGGAUGGAAAACUCCAACUUGCUCUAAAAGAUGCCAAUUUUGCCAGGGCUAUAGAGAAGCUUGUGGGAGAUCGAAUCCACGAGGCAUCUUCUCCAAGGGCUGAAGCCCACUCUAAGAAACCAGAAAUGAUCAGAUUAUCCGCAAAUGAAUUCAGAUCAUUACUGGAAAAAACAGAGGAAUUUAAAAGGUUGACUUCAGAAAAGGUGACCAAUGCGAUGGCACAGGUAGGAUCGUGCAAGAGCAAGGAGAGAGCGACGACGUUGAAGGUGGAGGUGGGCCUAAAUGAGAUUAAGGAGAUCAAGGACAUGGUAGAAGCUCUGAAGAAGGUGGACGAGGAUACGAGUGCAAAGAUAGUGAUCGAAAGUGAGUUACAGAACAAACGGAUAGAGAAAGGACAAACCGACUACUUGGGGGAAAGUUCUCACCACCAGUAG
Molecule: messenger RNA, 1455 nt
Organism: Impatiens glandulifera
Lineage: Eukaryota; Viridiplantae; Streptophyta; Magnoliopsida; Ericales; Balsaminaceae
Product: WEB family protein At1g12150-like
Exons: 1
Source: RefSeq, a predicted model, not a curated record